Messenger RNA from Peronospora belbahrii, 996 nucleotides. The record is from the annotation of a GenBank genome assembly. NCBI's taxonomy places the organism in Eukaryota, Oomycota, Peronosporomycetes, Peronosporales, Peronosporaceae.
AUGCUCUACAUUCAGCUUCCUGAGCAUCCGACCCUCACAAGUGACAGCAAUUCCCCAUCGUCACCUUCACAUAGUUUACAGACGGGUAAAGUGGAACAUUUCACGGAACUUCUGGAGAUUGGAUCGCCUUACGGCUUCAAACAUGACAUGCAUGUCUAUUACAACUUCCAGGAGGCGAGAUUUGAGGGCAUCCCGGACAACUUUGCUGACUUUUUGGUCAGCGGCACAACAAAACGAAGUCGUGCAAGUACGAUCUGUGCAUUGGAUACGACGAUGUCUCAAGACUCCAAGAGCAUCAAUCUGACCAAGCGGACACGCACAAGCUCAGCUCCGUCGGGAAAUUUUUGUUUGUAUAGCACGACCAGUAGUCUUGACAAGAGCCCGGACCUUUUGCAGACACUGAACCAACACUUCCAGCUGCCAUUUCGACAGGUUCCACGUGUCGCCGUCCCGGGCUAUGAAGAACGAAUACCAGCUGUGCUGGUCAUGCUACAACAACACUUUUCAGUAAAGCAUGGCUAUCUGACGCCUCAUAUAUUUCGUGAAUCACCUAGUAAAUCCGAACGCGACCAAGCCUUGAUCGAUAUCAAUUGUGGCACCUUUCGAGGAGCUACGCAGGACGUCCGAGUACUAGCUGAUCUGAUCAAGCUUUGGUUUCGAGAGCUACCACUACCUGUUUUGCAUGAAAUUCCUAUAGGUGAGAUGGAACGUCUAGCGUCGGUCCAAAAUGUCUACGCAGAAGUGCUGAAUCUCUUGAGUAAAUCAGAGCGCAGUAUUGUGCUCUGGUUAGCUGAUCUACUAUCAUCCGUGGCCAAGUACGAGCCACAGAACCAUAUGGGCGUGGAUCAGCUUGCGAUUGUCAUGGCACCAAAUCUCAUUCGUAUUGAGACAAAGAACCCGAUGGUAGCUGUUACUGUGUCAAAAGCUGCUGUUGACCUUUUUCGAGGAGUAUUACGAGUACGAUUCCAGCAUUGUCACGAAUUGACCAACCUUUGA